Messenger RNA from Seminavis robusta, 681 nucleotides. Lineage: Eukaryota; Bacillariophyta; Bacillariophyceae; Naviculales; Naviculaceae. The record is from the annotation of a GenBank genome assembly.
AUGUCGUGGAAGGCAGGGCUAUCGAGACAUCUUCCGGCGUUGCGAUUCUUCGCUUGUCCCAAGAGUCCAUCCUCCAAAGGAGUGAUGACUUGGUAUGUGGAGAACUACGAAGAGCUCAAGCUGUUGAAUCCAGAGAUGCCUCUCUUGAUGCGCACCACGGACAACGCCAUGCCGGCUGUCACGACACAGUUGGAUUGGACCACGCAACAUUUGUUGGGAUUCAUGGUCCAAGAAAAUAAAUUCCGUGAUGCCAAUGGCACCAUUAGUCAAGCUCGUGUCGAGGCGGCCCAGGAUUACAUGAAAUUCCCCUGGGAGAAAUUGCUAGUGGAACGAUUCUCCAUUCCAGGAUUUGACCCGGAAAAGCCAUUUUUGGACGAAGAGAAACCUGGGUGGAGAGAUGAUCCAGAGGUUCAGUCCAAACUGGCAACCUAUUUUAGCUUGAAGGACUCCAGUGAGGAACUAGAGGCUACCUUCACCAGUGGACCCGAUAAGGAAUUUGAACGGGCAAAGAAUGCUUUGCUCAUGUGUCAGAGAGUUGACUUGUGGUGCGCUGGACCCAAGGAAGUCGAAGCCGCCGUGGUGCAUUUGUACAAGUUGGGCAAGGCACUCCAAGAACGUGAGGUCGAUUUCCCCGUCUUCAUCACCGAAUUCAUCCCAGGAGCUGACGAUCUUCAAUAUUAA